UUUUAUAAACUUUCCCCUCGAUAAAUGACAAUCCCUCAUUUCUUCUGAUUCCCGAUUAACCCGAAAGAUGAAUCACAGCCGUCGACCGGGCGUUUGAACGGUCAGAUGUCCAUUUUGAAUGAGAUCGUAUCCGUCGCCGUGGGUUUCUACAAACGUAUUCAAGCUCUGAUGUCGACUAGUGACCAAUCACCACCAGUUGCCACUGAAACGCCGUUGCUCGAUCAAGAACAGCCUCCGCCCGACGAAGAAGACGACGACCUCGGCCAAACGCUGCAAAGGCUAGAGAUGUUUCUGACGCUCCUCGGGUUUAACCAGUCGUCAACGCGAAGCCUCGUCUUGUCAUGGAUCGUGUUUUUGACGAUCGGUUUGGUGCUUCCGGUGACGGUGUUGGAGCUAGGACAUUGCAAAGGGUGUGAGACGUAUCAGAACAAGAGCUUCGAGCUCAACAUCGUGGUCUCGCAGGCGUGUCUGGCUGGUGUCUCUCUGCUCUGCGUUUCGCAUAACUUGAGGAAGUAUGGGAUUAGAGAAUUUUUAUUUGUUGAUCAACUCAGUGGUCGUAUGGGACGGCUCAAGGAUCAGUAUAUGCAGCAAAUCUCGUGUGCUUUUCUAGGUGGAGGUUUUGGACGGAACACCGUCUUUGAAUGUCUGAAACCGCAACAUAACUCUGUGAAACUGCUUGGACUAUGGUCGCUCAUAUGUUUUGGACUAAAAGCUGUUCGGGAGAUUAUUCGAAUGCUAUAUGUGCCUCAUGACCAGCCGUGGCUAUCUGUUUUUAUCCUCGUAUCAAUGAUCUUGUCAUGGACUUACUUAAGCACUAUCUUUCUAGCUGCGAGCUCCAUGUUUCAUUUGGUCUGCAACUUGCAAGUCAUUCACUUUGAAGAUUACGCAAAGCUCUUAGAUGAGGAGUCCGAAAUCUCCUUUUUCAUCGGUGAGCACACUAAUUUGCGCCGUUACCUAUCCAAAAUAAGCCAUAGGUUCCGCAUCUUUCUGGUUCUGCAGUUUCUGGUCGUCACGGCUAGCCAGUUCACUACACUUUUCCAGACCACUGCGUACAGUGGGCGUAUCACUUAUAUAAACGGUGGUGAUUUUGCUGUCUCGGCUGUGGUCCAAGUUGUUGGAAUAAUUUUAUGUUUACACGCAGCAACGAAGAUAUCUCACAGAGCACAAGCAAUAGCAUCAGUUGCAAGUAAAUGGCAUGCGAUAAUGUCUUGUUCAUCUACAGAUUCAACUCAAAUCAGGGCUUCUCCUAGUGGUGUUCACUUGGAAGCCACCACGAAUCCACCCAUCUCCUUUCGGAUUUCACCUUCAGAAAGCGAUGUGGAAUCAAUGGAUCACUACAUGAGGAUGCCUGCUAAUAACAGCCACUUUUCUUCAUACAUGUCCAUGUCCUCAUAUCACAGAAGACAAGCUUUCGUGUUGUAUUUGCAGAUGAAUCCAGGUGGGAUAACGAUAUUCGGGUGGACAGUAGACAGGCAUUUGAUAAACACAAUAUUCUUCAUUGAGCUCUCUCUUGUUACCUUUGUACUUGGGAGGACUGUAGUCUUCACUUCUGAAUGACCACACAACAAAAUAAAGGUUUGGUGUAUCAUACACUUUUUUAACCCUUUUGCCAAUUAUGUAAAAUUUUCAAUUUUUUUUUUUUGCAAUUGAGAGAAGAAGAAACUUGUCAUGAGCUCUUAAUUUGCUUACCUGUACAGUGUAUUAUAAGCUUUUAUUGAUGAGGCUUUGAUUGA
This is a messenger RNA of Brassica oleracea var. oleracea, 1733 nucleotides long. RefSeq lists its product as uncharacterized. NCBI's taxonomy places the organism in Eukaryota, Viridiplantae, Streptophyta, Magnoliopsida, Brassicales, Brassicaceae. The transcript has 5 exons. Bases 106 to 1557 code for a protein of 483 amino acids. The record is from RefSeq and is a predicted model, not a curated record.